AUGUCUGCUAUUAGCAAACCCCUUCCAACUCAAUCCUGGGCUAUCGCCAUCAAGGACUUCGAAACUGGAGAGAUCGAGUGGAUCUCCUACACGGAAAGGAAGCAUGAGACGACUUAUGGAGGAAAUCUCCAGUGGACGAGUCAACUGAAAUUGGAGCAUUUCGCUGAUCCAAUCUACUCGGAUGAGGAGAAUCCACUAUUCAAGAAGAGACCGUCGAAGGGAGAGAAGAUUCUGGUGAAUGGAGGAGGACAAUCGGGAGUGACGACUGGCAGGAAGACAGGAAAGAUCAAUAGAGGCGCAGAAGCGAAGAGCAAGAAGAACGCGUCGAUUCAACAACCAAAGUGA
This is a messenger RNA of Caenorhabditis remanei, 345 nucleotides long. RefSeq lists its product as uncharacterized. The record is from RefSeq and is a predicted model, not a curated record. Bases 1 to 345 code for a protein of 114 amino acids. The transcript has a single exon. Lineage: Eukaryota; Metazoa; Nematoda; Chromadorea; Rhabditida; Rhabditidae.